UUCGACCCGUUUGCUGCCUUUGUGUUCCCCGCUCCUCCACCGCGUGUCCGCUCCGCGUUUGACGCUCGGUCAUUGUCGUCUUAGGCCAAAUCGAUAUACGUGUGACCCGAUAUAUGUCAGUCGGCGAGGAAGUCGGCGUGGACAAACGGAAGAAAUCGCGUCGUAAUAAAUCUCUCUCGCGCUUCGAGCGACUUUGUCGCAGAGUUUCUUUGCCGUCGGCGCGGUUUCUUUUCUGGUGCGGUGUCCGGAGUCUUCGUCGCGAGAAAUCUUCCGAUGUUCCGACAUUCCGGAGGAUGUGAAAAGGAAAGAGCAAAAGUAAUAUUUCCGGAAAUUUCUUUGGAGAAAAGGAAAAGAAAGAAAAGGAAUUUCGGCGCGAGCCGCUGAUCGCGAAUCGAUCUCGAUUGCUCGAGCGAUCGACGUUUCGUUGGCAGAAAAAUUGCGGGAAGAACGUCAAGAAUUAUCAACGUUGCGGAGAAGUUUCGGUCUCGUGCGAAGAAACACGUGAAAAAAUAUAUCGUUCACUUUUUGUACAGAAAACGUGAGAACAAGGGAAAGAGGAGGAUUAAAGAAGGGAGCGCGGUAAAUAGCGCGCUUGAAGAGAGGUUGCUUCUAUAAAAAUCCAGUUGCACACCGAGAAACACGAGAAGAAUCUCCUCCGAGGGAACAACGUCGUGCGACAAAAAACGAACGCGAAAAGAAAAGAGAGGACACGAAAUUGCGACGAAACGCUCCGCAAAAAAUUCGCUUCCGAAGAAAACGUUCGAAAAAACAAAUACACGCACUUUGUUCUUCGCGAUUCGAAAUUUCAGUAAAAUAUAUUCGAAAAACAAAAAGUAAUAAACAAAAUAUCUCGGGGGAAACUAUAACAAUUAAUUAGUUAAAAUAACAAAAAGAAAAAAAACAAUCUUCGAAGAAAUCAAAUUGCAUUCGCGAAGAAACAAACAGCUGUUCCUGUCGGCGAACAAAAAAACCGUAGGAUUCGCAUCUCGGAUUCUGAGAGAGAAGAUUCUCUCGUUCCAAGUUUCGGAAAAUAAUAAUCUUUACAAACAAUCAGAGGGGGAGGAAAAUACGUUUCUCCGAAAUCCGAUUUCGAUCGCAAGUUGCAACUUUGAAAUUUUUAAUUCGUUUCGUCGCAUCUCGCGCGACAAAAAAAAAAAAAAAAAACAAUUUUGGAAACAAAAGAGCGGGGCGGGAAGGGGCGAGAACCUUCGGAGCUCUUUUCGAUUGGCGUGAGAUUCUCCCACUUCGAGUGAGAUUUUCGCGUCGUCGGGGAAAGCGGAACGGGAACGCGAUCUCUCGGGGAAGGAGAAGCCGGGCAGAUCUGAGAGACACGGCAGAGAGACCACCGCACAACAACGACGACGACACAACCAACACGCGGGAAGAAUGGCUCCCGCAGGGAUUCCUUCGCCGAACGGAACUCUGCCACCGCCCGUAGGGCCUGCGAACGCCUCAUUUUCCAGUUAUAAAAGAACUUGGUGGAAGCGAGUGGCCCCCUGCUUGGCUUUUCUGGCCGCCUUUUGUACCGCCAUGGCUCUGCUUCUUGUCUGGAGCGAGGCCGCAGCUUUGAGGAGGCAGGCGUUCGACGCGAACAUGACCAGGGACUACGUGCUCGAUAGCGUAUCCAUGGACAAUCCCCAACUGGUCGCUUACAUACGGCAAGUGCAUUUGAAACCGACGACUCAUCAGGAUCCUUUGCGCGCCAACCAGACAUCCGAGGAGAAGUACGUGGCGAGUUUGACGCAGGGCAAACGCGAAGGUGUUUACGCUGAGUACAUAAGCAGGAUAGGCGCGAUUUCGAGCACCGCUUGGCUGGAAUCGAAUCUGAGCUGGCGUGGUGUGUUGAUACUCACCGAGCCUAGGAGUUUCUUCGAGGCGCAGAGAAGCACCAGAAAUCCACAGUCGAGAGUUCUGCACGCUUGUCUCAGCACGGACGAGGAUACCAAAGAGAUAAAGUAUCACCAGGAGUCGGAGGUUCAGGUUACCAAAUUGGGCGACGGACCUAACAGCCUUGUGUCAUCAGACGACGGUUUUCCCACCACCAGACUCAAAUGCUUUCCUCUCUACAGCGUGCUGUUGGCAUACAACGCCACCACCCUGGAUUAUUUAAGCCUCGACAGUCCCGACGCUCCCGAUGGUCAGAUACUCGACACCAUUCCGUGGGAAAGUACGAGAAUAUCUGUAGUGUCGAUACGAUGGAAUCCUCAUCACAGCGAGGCCGAGACGAAGAGCUUCAUCGACAGAAUGGCCAGCCGGCGAUACAAACUCGUACACACAACGGACACCGGAAAGUUGUUUUUCCUGUACAAUACUCUGCUUAAGAUUUGAUGAUCUUUGACUCAGGUUAAUAACGCGAUAGACUGCUCUUGCGCCCGACUGUCGCAGGAUACAACAUUUUUGUAAUUUAAGCAUCUCAUAAUACGCAUCACAUCACAUCGUUUUCUUUUCAUCGCGCUUCUGAUCUGUUCUUAAUAUUUUACUCGCGCUGCUUUAGAAAUAUUACUUCCGAUCAAAAGCGCGAUAAUCCUCAUCCUCCUCCUUUUCCUCUUCGAUCUCACAAAAAUAAACGAUCCAAUUCGCGCGCCAUCGUGUUUAGGAAACACUCAAAUCGAUCGCGGAAUUAGUCUUCCGCUAAUGAAUAUUUUAAUACAUGUUAUAAGUCUCUCGCGCGCGUGCUUCGCUGCUGUUGACCGUCCGCAGGUGUAAGUCUGUUGCGCUCUCGCAGUAUAAUAAUAAGAACGUUCGUUCGCUGUAACGUGUGGAGUUGAUAACAAUCUCUCUAAUUGAGUCUCGAGAAUCUCGUGAGUUCAAGAACUCUUGCGAAAUAAUUUUGUAAUAAAAAAAAAAAACAAUUGUGUACAUAUGCAUACAUAUUUUGCGGAUAAAUUUUCUU
Molecule: messenger RNA, 2893 nt
Organism: Pseudomyrmex gracilis
Lineage: Eukaryota; Metazoa; Arthropoda; Insecta; Hymenoptera; Formicidae
Product: protein Star-like
Exons: 6
Coding region: 1387-2328 (313 amino acids)
Source: RefSeq, a predicted model, not a curated record